Molecule: messenger RNA, 1203 nt
Organism: Prorocentrum cordatum
Lineage: Eukaryota; Dinophyceae; Prorocentrales; Prorocentraceae
Source: the annotation of a GenBank genome assembly
AGGUCGGCGUGGCUCGGGCUCAAGGGGGGGGGGCGCGCUCGUCGGGACGCGGUGCCCGUCCUCGCCCGCAAGAGCGCGGGCAUGGCCCCGAUGUCCCUCGCGGCCUGGUGGGAGGCUGACCUGCGUGCUCGCUCGGCCCUGGCUCUGCUGGCCUUGGACCCUGGCUGGCGUCGGCAACCUGCCCGGCCUGCACACUUUGUGGCAACCUGGGACCCUCGUCGCCAUUCUCCUCCAGGCGCCCUGGUCUCGGCCGCGGCGAACCUGCGGGAGAACCACGUCGUCCUUUGCCUCUGGCACUGCGCGCACGGGAGCGCCUUCACACUCGUCGAGCGCGUACUCUGUCUGAGCUGCGCCUGCGCCUGCGCCUGGUACGGCGUUUACAUCAAGUACUUCUACCUGAAGCACUGGGUCCCAAUCGCAACCGAUGAGAUGCUCGACGAGCUCAACAUCGAGUUCCCGAGCACGUGGAUGGAGGAUCACUUUGAUUCGCUGCUCAUCGCCGUGGGGGCCGGCGCCAUGGACAUCAUUCUUGGCAAGGAGGCGGUACGUGCGGUGUUACGGAAGGAUUGGGACCAGAAAGGCGGCGUCAAAGGGUUCUUGUCGUUCUUGGCGAGUGCCUAUGCCGCAGUGCUCACACUGGUCUCGGGGGUACAUCUCGCGAUCACGUUGUAUAAUGCAAAGGUGUCGAUGCAGCUCAAGCUGAUUGCCAAGCUGGCAUGCACGCUGCUCGUCAAGCUGUGCGUCAUCGAGAACGCAAUGAUCACGGCCAAAACCGUCUUGAGGGCGGGGCCAGAGAAAAGCAAGGACGCGUGAGACGUAUCACAGCUGCGCAGGUCGCAAGAUGCGUCCCUCGUCUGCCCGGCACGGCACCGGGCCCCCCCCCCUUCUGGAGAUCCCACAGCGGUGGUCAAGUUUCUGACCCCCUUUUCAAUCCGUCUGGCUGCACGUCUGGGGCCCGCGCAGAGUUUGCCUCGGAUUCUGACCGCCAGGUUUAUGAGGCCGCAGCUGUACUUUGGUCUCCGCUGUGCGCCUGGUGCUCCCGGGGGCGUAGCGCUUCGGUCUGCCGAGCACAGUGGGCGCCGCUCGAGCGUCAGCCCCCGUUUUCUUGAGGCCAAACACGAGAGGGGCCGGCAUCUUCCUUGCGGCAGCCUCCGCUGCGGAAGGAUGGGGAAGGAGGGGGAUCAGGCAAGCUUAAGAUGAUCG